AUGGAGACGUCCUCAUCCUCUGAUGACAGCUGCGACAGUUUCGGUUCUGACAACUUUGCUAACACGGACUCUGCGGGUGAAGCUGGGGAAGACGUAGAGAAAGUAGUGAAUCUUGAACUCGUUUUUGGCUAUCACUUAAAGCUGGGAAAUGGUCCAAAGGACUGUAAAUGGAAAAUGUACAUGGAGAUGGACGGGGAUGAAAUUGCAAUAACCUACAUAAAAGAUGUGACAUUCAACACUAACCUACCCGAUGUAGAGAUUUUAAAGAUGACAAAGCCACCGUUUGUCAUGGAGAAGUGGAUCGUGGGGAUCGAAGAACAUCAGUCUGUAGAAUGUAUUGUUACAUAUGAGAGCGACGUUCGAGCUCCCAAAUCCACCAGGCACGUCCAAGCAAUCAGCUGGAGCAAGGUGAAAGCACAGGAUGAGGUCAAAGCGGUGCAGCUUAUGAUACAGACCUCGCUCCCCAACUCAGAGGGGCAUUCACGGAGCAGGUCUGACUCCAGCAUCGACAGCCAGUGGAUGCAGACGCUGCGCAUGCACCAGAUAGCCAAAGCCAUUUCCCUGCAGCACGGCCACCCGCACAGCCCCACUACCAUCUCACACUACCUGCCCUACCUGCAGAGCCAGGACUCCUACGCCGCUGCCGUGAGGCGGACACGCGGGCCCGUCAGUUACCACUACACCUCCAUCAGCCACUCCAGGAACUCCUCUCCCCUCUCGCACAGUUUGGUGAGAAACCUGUCGAACCUACACCUCAACUCAAAGGGCAGCAGCACUUCCAGCACAGCAUCGGACACGGCUUCAGAGAGGGACAGGUCCACAGGCAAGGCCAGGAACGCUUCGCACAGCGGCAACUCCCGCAGCUCCUCUGAUGGGCGGCGCAGCGGGACGAGCUCCCCGGUGCCUCCCAGGUCCUCGGGCAGGGCCGGCAGGACUGCCUCCAUGCCCCUGGCCCAUGAGCAACGCAGGUACCCCCGCAACUCCCCCCAGCCCAAGGCCAUCCCGGGCAUGCCGCUGCAGGGGGAGAGCGAGCCUAGAAGAAGCGAAGGGGAGGGCAGGGUGAGCGAGGGGGGGUGGAUAAAGGUGCAGCAUGUAAAGAAGCCCCACAGGCAGAGCACCAGCAAGCAGGGUAAGGAAAGGCCCAAGGGCAACUGGCGGGGCCGGAGGACGUUCUAACGGGGGAAACAGCCGUAAGCUGCGAUGGAGCCAGCUUUCCUCUUAUUCCACUGAAUAUUCAACUGGGAGAUGACACGUGCUUCUGCUCGACGUGCUCCAGCUCUCGGCGCACUGCACUGAAGCCAUGACACUACCUCGCUGGGCUGGCUGCACCGCUCUGCAUGCAGCUGGCUGGUGGGCACCUGGAAGGAGCCUGCCCUCAGCAAUGAGACCUCUUCCCUCCCAGUACUGAUGGAUUUAAUAUGGUUGCCUCCCCUUCCUUUGGCUGCUCGUGUUCUUAGCUGACUGGAUGUGCACUAAUUUGCUUAAUAUUUCAAAAAUAAAAUCAGUAAUACACAGCCAUGCGCUGUAACAAAAGCCUCUCCGUUUCAUCUACAGAGGAGUUGUGCUGCUAACUCUCCCAUCACCUCUGGCUCUGAGCACUGUUUCAAUACACUUUAUUCACUCUGCUUCUGCCAAGGCCUUAGGAAAAGGUAAUAUUUUGGUCAGACCAUCACAAUCUCAAAAAGCAGGAGCACACACAUGUUUUUCUUCAGGCCCACUCUGGUAACUUCACUUCUCCACUUCCAGCCAUCCAUCCCCUAUCAGGAAUUUCUCACCUCUUUGUUCAAACUCAGACACCAGGUAUCUGACACUGCAGAGCAGACGCUGCGACACGUACAGUUGUCAUAAUCAGAAGGAUA
Molecule: messenger RNA, 1859 nt
Organism: Meleagris gallopavo (turkey)
Lineage: Eukaryota; Metazoa; Chordata; Aves; Galliformes; Phasianidae
Source: RefSeq, a predicted model, not a curated record